AAAUUUAGAUACGUGCUAUCGCUUUGGAGCCGCGGUGUGUAAACAGAUCAGGAAGAAUCUAGCCUGAGACGAACUGAGCUGCCUUAACAUUCUCGGUUUUAGGAUGACCCCCCCCCCUCGAACUGAAGUUGACACUUCUUUAAUUUCGUCAGGCUGGUUAUGAUUAUGGUAUUUCCCCAACGAAACGAAUAUCUCAAAACACUAUUGCCGCUGUUUUUAACACUAUUGCCGCCGAGAGCUUUGUUGAUCUCGUUAAGAGACCCGACUUUCGUAUUAGGAGUUAGUGCAGAUUGACUAAUGUACAGUUGCGCUACAGUUGGUCAGAUUGCCGGUGCAGGAUGGUGCGAUCGCCGGAAAGAAGCUGAUGUGAAACUUCAGCUUGACCAGGAGCCCACAGUGACUGCGGCACUCGAAACAUGGUGAAGCCACACUGAUGGAGAACCACGCGAACUGCUCUGGGGAGGAGGAGAGCUGCGGGGAGCGAGGUCUGCUGCACCUGUGGAAGGGCUACUCCUGCAGCGUGACCCCAGAGAAGCUGCUCCUGUCCCGGCCUGUGCUGCAGGCCGCCCUGGGGACCCGGCAUGGCGUCCUGCUGGUGGAGGGGGGGCAGGUGUAUAGCUUUGGGGAGAUGCCAUGGAAGAAGGCGUUGCCAGGCAACCCCGUGGAGCCUGUGCUGGAGGCGGAGCUCAGCAGCCAGCGCGUGGUGUUUGUGGCGGCCGGCAGUUUCCACAAUGGCGCGGUGACGGAGGACGGGGUUGUGCACAUGUGGGGGGAAAACGCGUCGGGUCAGUGUGGGAUGGCGGGCGCCGGCCCAGUGCCCGACCCCCGACCGGUGGAGCUGGCGGAGCGGGACGGCGGCCCGCCGCAGCCAGUGUGGGUGCUGGAGCUGGCGUGCGGCGAGCAGCACACGCUGGCGCUGUCGGGCCAGCGCGAGGUCUGGGCCUGGGGCAGCGGCUGCCAGCUCGGCCUGCUCACCAGCGUCUUCCCCGUCUGGCGGCCGCAGAAGGUGGAGCACCUGGCCGGCCGGCAUGUGCUGCAGGUGGCCUGCGGGGCCUUCCACAGCCUGGCGCUGGUGCAGUGCCUCCCCCCCGAAGCGGCCCGUCGCCCCCCACAGGACAAGUGCGGACAGUGCAACCAGCUCCUCUACACCAUGACUGAUAAGGAGGACCACGUGAUCAUCUCUGACAGCCACUAUUGCCCUCUGGGGGUGGAGCUGGCUGACGCGAAACAGGGGGCCACCGUCCCGGAGCCCCCCGAUUCUGGGCAGCUCUCGGCCCCGCCUCCCACUGCUCCUGCUGAGGACCCCCAGUCCAUGGAGGAAGCCCCUAAACAGGCUGAGGAGGAUGUAGAGGAAGAGGAGGUGGGGGACGGGAAGGCUGGGGAGGAACUCCAGGGUCCAGCGGAGGAUGCUCCUGGGGGGGAGCUGCAUGCCGCCCCUCCAACUGAGUCCCGCCACGCCCCGGCGAGCAGGAGCUCCCCCUACCCCGACGAACAGGCGGUGCAGGCAUAUCUAAAGAGGCUAUCGGACCACGCCCUCGCUGAGCAUGCUGGGAAGUCGGCCAUUACCGUGCAGUGUGCCCAGCAGCGCAAGGGUGACCCUGCCCCCCCAGACCUCACCUCCAUGCCCCAGCCCACCACCACGGUAGGCUCGGCCCUGAACAGCCUGGUGGUGUCGUGUGCGUCCGCCGUGGGCGAGCGUGUGGCCUCCACUUAUGAGGCGCUGUCACUUAAGAAGGUCAUGGGCUAUUACUACCCAUCUGGGGUACCGGGGGGUGGUGGGCCGGGCUCCGGCGAGGGCGCCAAGGAGACGCGCGAGGAGCGCAUGCGGAUGGAGGAGUCCAUGCAGGGGAAGAAGAGCUCCAGCCUGGGGGACAUCCGUGAGGGGGAGGCCGAGGGCCUGAGUCGCCGCCUCUCACUCCCUGGGCUCCUCUCACAAGUCUCCCCUCGCCUGCUCCGGAAGAUGGGCCGGUCCCGGGUUCCGGCCAUGGCUCUGACCCCCGCAGCCAUCCCGGAGUCCGAGCAGCACCUCCCCUCCCUGCACACGGAGGUGUGGAGCUGGGGCCGUGGCAAGGAGGGCCAGUUGGGUCACGGGGACAUCCUGCCCAGGCUGCAGCCACUGUGCAUCAAGAGUCUGGGGAGCAAGGAGGUGGUGCAGGUGGCUGCGGGGGCCCACCACUCAUUGGCGCUGACCGCCCAGUCACAGGUUUAUUCCUGGGGCUGCAACACCUCCGGGCAGCUGGGUCACAUGGACUCUCCCAGCACCGUCCCCCGGCUGACCAAGAUGUCGGAGGGGAUCCGGGUGUGGGACGUGGCCGCGGGGCAGCAGCAUACGGUUCUCCUGGCUGACGGAGACUGCUUCCAGCCCAUCCUCUACUACAGUGGGCGGCAGGUGCGGGAGGGGACGCCGGGCAGCCCCCAGGCUGAGAGCGGAGGCUACACCCAGCAGCCAGUCCUCCUGCCCUUCUGCAUGAAUCUGGGCUACGUGAGCAGCGUGUUUGCCGGGGGACAGAGCUGUCUGGCUCUGGCAGACCAGAAUGUGAUGGGCUUCAUCGCCAGCCUCCAUGAGCUGGCUGCUGCUGAACGGAAGUUCUACUGCCGGCUGAGCAAUGUGAAGGGCCAGAUACUCCGCCCCCUGCUGGCCGUGGAGAGCCUGGCCGCCUCCCUAGGCUCCGCCUCCACGCCCCUCUUCCAGGCCCUGGCCGCUCACUUCAGCCGCCUGUGUCACCUGACGGGCCGCCACGCCACCUCGCUCACCGCCUUCCUGCGCUGCAGCUGCAACCGCGAUGUGCGCGGCCUGGCCAUGCUGGAGCACGCCGCCGUCUUUCUGGACGCCUACAAAGAGUACUGCAGCUCGGUGGGGAACUUCCUGGUGAUGGGUGGCUUCCAGGCGCUGCUGAAGCCAUCAGUGGAGGCCUUUGGGAAAGGUUUGGAGGCCCUGCAGCGGCUAGCGGAGUCGGGCGAGGAGAGCUCUCCCCCAAAUGACCUCUUGGUGACGCUAUUCUACAUGCCCAUGCGACACCUGCACGAAUACGGUCGGCUUCUUCUGAAGCUAGCCACCUGCUUCGAGGUGAGUUCCCUGGAGUACCAGAAGCUCCAAGACGGCUGCUCCAAGUAUGAGGCGCUGGCUCUUCACCUGAAGAGGAAACGGAAAGAGGCAGAAUACACCUGCCACUUCUGGAAGAGUUUCCCUGGAAAGAUGACCGAUUCCCUGCGGAAGCCGACGCGCCGGCUGGUUUGCGAGAGCAGCAACAAGGCCCUGACGCUGCAGAACGCUGGCCGGUUCUCCGUCAACUGGUUUAUCCUUUUUAACGACGCGCUGGUGCACGCUCAGGGCGUCCAACCCUAUAAGAACCUUUUUUCCACUCACCAUGUCUUCCCCCUGGCCACGCUGUGGGUGGAGCCUAUCUCGGAGGAAAACAGCAACCUGUACGGGCUGAAGGUGACCUCACCUGAGGAGACAUUCACGCUCCUGUCCUCCUCCCCCAUGGAGAAGGCCAAGUGGCUGCGAGCCAUUAACCAGGCGGUGGACCAGGCCCUGGGCGGGGCCGCCGCCGAGGUCGGCGUCUUGGGUUCGAGCACCGUACAGCGGCCGGAGCCGCCCAUAUCACGCACAGCCUCCUAUACCUUCUACAAGGACAGCCGGCUGAAGGAGGCGAUCUAUGAGGGCCGCUGGCUGGCCGGGAAGCCCCACGGAAGGGGUCUGCUGAAGUGGCCAGACGACCGGACCUACACCGGCACCUUCAAGAACGGAUUGGAGGAUGGGUUUGGGGAUUAUGUGGUUCCCAACAAGAACCUGAACAAGAAUGAUCAGUACCAGGGCCACUGGAAGGAGGGCCGGAUGCACGGAUUCGGGGUGUACAGGUAUGCCACGGGCGAGGUGUACGAGGGCUCCUUCCAGGACCACAUGCGACACGGCCAUGGGAUGCUGCGCAGCGGGAAGCUGAACUCUUCCUCACCCAGCGUCUUCAUCGGCCAGUGGGUCCAGGACAAGAAGACGGGCUACGGGGUCUUCGACGACAUCACCAGGGGGGAGAAGUUCAUGGGCAUGUGGCAGGACGACCAGCGGCAGGGAAACGGCCUCGUCGUCACCCAGUUCGGCCUGUACUACGAGGGCACCUUCGCCAGCAACAAGAUGAGCGGCACAGGGACGCUGCUGUCAGAGGACGAUACUACGUUUCAGGGAGAGUUUUCCGAGGACUGGACGCUGAACGGGAAGGGCACGCUGACCAUGCCCAAUGGCGACUACUUUGAGGGCACCUUCAACGGGGAGUGGGGCACAGGGCUGAAGGUGACGGGGACCUACUACAAACCAAACCUGUACGACGGGGACAAGGACAAGAGCAGGGCCAUCAAGCUGGGCAGCAUGGCCGUGCGGCCAGAGGAGAAGUGGUGCGCCGUGUUCGAGGAGUGCUGGACCCGGCUGGGCUGUGACGCUCCAGGCCGGGGGGAGAACUCUAAGGCCUGGGAGAACAUCGCCGUCGCCCUGACAACCAGCCGCCGGCAGCACAAAGACAGCCCUGAGCUCCUAAGUCGGUCCCACAACAAGACCCUGGAGAGCCUGGAGUUCAUCCCCCAGCAUGUGGGCCCCCUCACCUUGGUGAAGUACAACAGCGUCCAGCGUUACCUCAUCAAGGCCUGCGACACUCCCCUGCACCCGCUGGGCCGGCUGAUCGAGACGCUGGUGGCCGUCUACAGGAUGACAUACGUGGGUGUGGGGGCCAACCGCCGGCUCCUGCAGCAGGCCGUCGGCGAAAUCAAGUCCUACCUGAGCCGCAUCUUUCAGCUUGUCAGGUUCCUGUUCCCAGACCUGCCAGAGGAAGGCGCUGUGAUCCCAGGACCCGCUUCUGAGUCUCCAGAGAAACGGGUUCUCAGCUCCCCAAAUGAGGCACCACAGCUGGAGUCCCCACAGCCUGGACGUGUGGUGAGCAGCUCCGCCUUGCUUUUGCCCGUGCUGCUGCCGCGCCUCUAUCCGCCGCUGUUCACGCUGUACGCGCUGGAGAAAGAGCGCGAGGAGGACGUGUACUGGGAGUGUGUGCUGCGGCUCAACAAGCAGCCCGACCUGGCCCUGCUGGCCUUUCUGGGGGUGCAGCGGAAGUUUUGGCCUGUGUCUAUCUCAGUGCUUGGUGAAAAAUUUGAGGUUCUCCCAAACACCAAGGACGCCUGCUUCGCUUCCGCUGUCGAGACUCUUCAGCAGAUCAGCACGACGUUCACACCCUCGGACAAGCUCCAGGUGAUCCAGCAGACCUUCGAGGAGAUCACUCAGGAGGUGCUGGCACUGCUAAAGGAAGACUUCCUGUGGUCUAUGGAUGACCUCUUCCCCGUCUUCCUCUAUGUGGUUCUGCGUGCUCGAAUUAGGAACCUAGGUUCUGAGGUCAGUCUGAUCGAGGACCUGAUGGACCCUUGUGUACAGCAUGGAGAGCACGGCAUCAUGUUCACUACCCUUAAGGCCUGCUACUAUCAAAUCCAACAUGAGAAGAUCACGUAGAGGAGGUCCCCGUGUGACUGGCGCGCUCUGUGCUCUGCGUGCUGCUACAGGGAACCAGAUCCAGCAUGGUGAUGGUCUGAUGGGUGGUCUGGGUAGAUUUGGCACUAGCUGACGGAGAAGCUGAGGGAAAAAACCAGCAGUGUGUCUGUCAGGAGCUACGCAAGUCAGAACAAGCGCUGGUCCUCUCCACCUCCUGCCCCCGAGCUGAAGGCCCCCCCCCCCUGAACGGGGAGCCCCCUUCUUUGGCCCUCCUAAACCUGACACCCCUGCCACCCUCAUCACGUCGAAUCCCAUCUCGCCUACCACUCAGAGAGAGUACUGGACCCUCAUGUUUGGCUUUCUACUGUGGCUGUUCAGUUUUGGAUGGUGCUGUGGUGAUAAAGGAGGGGGGCGGUGACAUCAUCACUGCUGGGGAGCCCGAACGUGAGCCGGUCCCAUCACCUCUAUGCACAUGUCGAACUUAGUUUGCACUGUUAGGAAGCACAGGCGGAUCCUUGUGGGGGGGUCUGCCAUCCACAACACAUCCAGCACCUGUCUGCCAGGAUUUUAUUCAAAAGGCUCCACUCUUACAAAGGAUACGGGUCGCAGCACUGAGAAUCUCUUCUUUUUGUUUCAUUUUUUAUUAAAUACACAUUGCAGGUGUUCUUAGACGCAUAGAAAAACAGUUGAAAUUGUCACGAGUGUCCAAGGAGCUACUAACUUAGAUAGAGAGAUGCUACCAGAGGACAUUGUAGGUAUAGACAGGAAGUUUAAGUAUUUGAUAUAAAGCAGUGUUUCCCAGUCCAGUCCUCAGGGACGGGUUGGGAAACACUGAAAUAAGGUACUGAGUAUAGAUCUGCGUAAACAGACUUGCUUGGUCAGUAUGUCGAGCAGAAAAGAGCCAGAUCUUGAGGCUCUUUCAUAUAUUCAAGUGAUUUUAAGCUUGUUAUUCUAAUCAGACUCAUCCUCCACAACCCAAAUUAAGAACUUUCUUAAAACUUCUACAUAUGAAGCUGCCCCGAACACGUCUGUCCUUUUCCCUUCCUGUGCUGGGGGGGACAUUUAUCUGACCUUGAUAUUCAUACAUACUGUAUUUGUGCUGAAAACUGACAACUUGGGGUUAGGGUAUGUUGGGCUGUACCUGGGAAAUGACCUUGUAAUCGGCAAAAAUUUUAUCUGUAUUUUGACUUUUAUUACCAUGCAAAGCCAUCCAGUUUUGGGGGACGUUUGAGUUACUUUAAGUGCCUGCAGAUACAGCGGCCGGGACCGUUUUGGGUGAUGAUGACAUCGUCGCUCCGGUACUGCAUACACGGUGCAUGAUGAAUGUCUUCGUGGCUCAGGCAGUGGACAGACGAUCACAUGAAUGCGGCACCUGUUCGAAGAACCAGAUAAUGAACUUUUAUUUACGUUCCAGAUCCAGACGAACAAAAUGCGCAUAGUAUUUAUUGACUCUUUCAUGAGCAUUUUUCAAAAACACGCCACACCAUAAGAGCCAGCAGAUCAUCCAUUACACAACACAUGAACCAUCUAGUAUUGCACUGAUAACCCUCUGAGUUUUGAUGAAAGCCAGGCUAAGGAUGGAGGCCUGCUUUUAACGAAGGUUUUUUGAGGAACAUCUUGUUACUGAACAUGAGUAUAAACUUAAUUCAUUUUUAUUGCUCCUGUAUUCUAACAUUUUGAGAAUGGACUGUAUUUGUGUCACAUCAGAACUUCUUCAGUAAUGUGGCUGAUGGCUAUUCCCCGAAUCUGCUAGUCAUGCACUGGAUUGUAAUGAUCAUAAUGAGCACAGGAAAGGUGAAACGGACCAUUUUGGGCUAGACUGUGUAACCUGACGCUUACAUAGAUGGAUUCAUGCAAACAUUCGAUAGGGGAGGGGGGGAGGGGUUGAAUUCCUCUGCUAAGGGUGAUGAAGACCAAAAAUGAGCAGAUGUAAGAUGCUGGCAUUGACCAUUUUAAGUCUGUUUGGCAGGGUCAUAAUAAAACUCUCCUUUUCCCCCCUUU
Paramormyrops kingsleyae is the source of this 7465-nucleotide messenger RNA. It is a transcript of the gene als2b, whose product is annotated as alsin Rho guanine nucleotide exchange factor ALS2 b. Gene Ontology annotation, molecular function: guanyl-nucleotide exchange factor activity; small GTPase binding. The record is from RefSeq and is a predicted model, not a curated record. Gene Ontology annotation, cellular component: centrosome; cytoplasm; intracellular membrane-bounded organelle. Lineage: Eukaryota; Metazoa; Chordata; Actinopteri; Osteoglossiformes; Mormyridae. Gene Ontology annotation, biological process: regulation of GTPase activity; endosomal transport.